This is a messenger RNA of Cyprinus carpio (common carp), 1685 nucleotides long. RefSeq names its product heart- and neural crest derivatives-expressed protein 2. Gene Ontology annotation, biological process: heart development; regulation of transcription by RNA polymerase II. Gene Ontology annotation, molecular function: RNA polymerase II transcription regulatory region sequence-specific DNA binding; DNA-binding transcription factor activity, RNA polymerase II-specific; protein dimerization activity. Lineage: Eukaryota; Metazoa; Chordata; Actinopteri; Cypriniformes; Cyprinidae. The record is from RefSeq and is a predicted model, not a curated record.
AAAAGAUGUAGCUGACAUGAAGAUCAAACGGCGGAAUUCGUCUGCUUCCACAGAGUGAAUCAGGCUGCGAACUGCGUGCACAACAUCGACUGGGUUUGAAAUUUUUUCCAUCCAACGCUCCACCUCAUUGAUUCUAUAACAAGUUUGAAAUUCAGAAAAAAAGGCUCUGAACACCGCUAAAACUUUAAUAACUAUAGCAAUGGGACUUUCUCGUGAUGGAUAUUUGCAGUGGAGAAUAUAAGUGUAAGUAAACGACUUUUCACUAAUAACUCAAGUGCAGUUACAGCUGAAGCCUGUUUUGUUCGGCUGUUAAUGAUCUGCUAGAAAUUCAGCGGUAUCUUUGUUAUGGCCAAUUAAGCAGAACUGAAUUUUAAUUUCUGUUAGAAAUCAACAAAUGAAUACUUUUUAUGGAGAGAAAGCCGGUGUCUAAAUCGUCAAGUCAAAAUAUACCCACAAUCUGAGAGCCAAAGGGUAGGCUACUCCGUUCUGUGGUUCGCCUUGGGGUACACAAGUCUGUCGCCAUGAGUUUAGUUGGAGGGUUUCCUCACCACCCGGUGAUGCAUCAUGACGGCUAUUCCUUCGCUGCUGCAGCUGCUGCCAGUCGCUGUCAUGAAGAACCCCCCUAUUUUCAUGGGUGGCUUAUCAGCCAUCCGGAGAUGUCUCCUCCAGACUACAGUAUGGCACCCUCGUACAGCCCCGAAUACUCAGCAGGAGCCCCCGGGCUCGACCACUCGCACUUCGGAGGAGUACCGGGGGCCGGCGCCGUUGGAAUGGGACCCCGACCAGUGAAACGUAGACCCACGGCAAACCGAAAGGAGAGGCGCAGGACUCAGAGCAUCAACAGCGCCUUUGCAGAACUCAGGGAAUGCAUUCCCAACGUGCCUGCGGAUACGAAGCUGUCCAAAAUCAAAACCCUUCGUUUGGCUACCAGUUACAUUGCUUACCUUAUGGACAUUCUGGACAAAGACGAACAGAACGGGGAAGCAGAGGCCUUCAAAGCGGAAUUCAAAAAAACAGACGCCAAAGAAGAAAGGCGAAAGAAAGAAAUGAACGACGUUUUGAAAAAUUCAGGGAGCAGCAAUGACAAGAAAACUAAAGGGAGAACUGGUUGGCCGCAGCAUGUAUGGGCAUUGGAACUGAAACAAUGAGACUAAUGCAAAAGACACGAAAUGAGGCCCUCUGAACUCAUUUUAAGUUGUUCUCUCACAUUAUUUAAUGGAAUAUUUAUGUGCAAUUUCCCGCUACGGACAUUGGAUAUUUGAGGAAAAACCAUUCCAUUUUAGAAGGAGGAUACUCUCUUGGUAAGAGAUUGUGUGUUGCUGUCUGAUAUUGGUUCAUUAUUGUUUGUUUUCUUGUCCCAUUGUGAAUCAAAAUGAGAUAUCUGCCACUAAGGAGUAUACGUGAAGUUCUGUCUCAUUCUGUCUCUCUAUCACUUUCAGUAUCUUUUCUCUGCCUCUCUCUCCUUUAGUAAUGAGGAAGAUUAGUCGAUGUUAUGAUAUAGUAAAUGUUUUAUUUGAAAAUGUCAUGAAGUGUUAUAAUGUAAUUUUGUGGUCGUACAAUGCUGGUGUCUAAAACAACUGUUGAGUCCACCCAGUGCACUUCCGUCCAGAGACACAAAAUUUAAAUAAUAUUGGAGAUGUAAACAAUGUAAUUAAUUCAAUAAACCACUGUUUUUAUCAAUCUUA